This is a messenger RNA of Leishmania braziliensis MHOM/BR/75/M2904, 1569 nucleotides long. RefSeq lists its product as hypothetical. Bases 1 to 1569 code for a protein of 522 amino acids. NCBI's taxonomy places the organism in Eukaryota, Euglenozoa, Kinetoplastea, Trypanosomatida, Trypanosomatidae. The record is from RefSeq and is a predicted model, not a curated record. The transcript has a single exon.
AUGGUAUCCGGUGCGAAACAAUCACCGCUUCCGGGCGAUCAGGAUCAAGCCUGCAACCACCAAUCGGACCAGUACCAGCAGAAGGACCACAGAGCUGAACACCAGCGAGACGAGGUGCCGCCUGACCAUGAGGGAGAAGAGGCGGCACAUCAGCACCUCAAGACUGGCGGCACGCCUAGCUUUUACAGCAAAGCGCACUCCGACUCGCUGACAGAGAGGUACCAGCAGCGAGUGGAGCAGGCCUCGUCGGUGUGGCUGAGUGGCAUUCUGAGCGGCCGGAGCUACGCACCGCGUCCCAAGAAGGUGUAUGAGACAGAACUAAGUGACAGCACCAAUAUGAAAUUGCUGAAGGAACGGACGUACACGAUUCCACGUGGGUACAAGUACUUCCAGGAGAACCUUCCCCCCGUGCUGAGCCCAGUGCCAAAAAACGGCUACCGCGCCGCCCUCUUCAGCCACAUCAUCUUCUUCAGUAUCGCGUUUGUGUUCACACUGGCAGCCGCCUGCCCCAUUCCAUGGUACCGUGGCAAGAACGUCGAGGAGAGCGGGGUAAACUACAACGAGCGCACGUUUAAUCUGUGGAAGGCUGAGGGUGGCAACUACUCCGCUGUGUCGGUGCGCACUAUGAAGGACUGUCCCGUAGAGAAGCAGUUCUACCAAACCAUCGCCGUUUGCACCAUUGUGGGCUGCGCGCUGUCGCUAGUCUCACUCCUUAUCACAGGCGCGCGCCUUGUUGGUCGCAGCUCCUAUGGCUGGAUCUUACUCUUCAGUUUCCUCGCGUUUUUAUGGACGCUCUGCGGCAACGCGAUGUCGAUCAGGCUCUAUUAUGCACCCCGCUGCGAUGCGCCGCAGUUUUCCCACACAGCGCGCCUCGACGUCGGUUUCGCGCUGUCGCUGCUGGCGUGGAUUUUCCAGUUGUGCGGCUUUCUGGCCCUUUUUCUGGUGACGAAGAUGAAUGUUGGCCCAGUCCUAAAUCACCUGCGUGUGAUGGACACGUUCUACAUGGCACUGCUCUGUGUGUCGCUCCUGUUCCUGUGCACAGCGAACGCGAGCACUGUGUGGAAGCGCAGGUUCAACACUCUUGACGUGAAGGUGGUACGUGUGGCGUACUGGCACACGGAGCUAAUUAUGCCUAAUGGCACCAGUCUCUACUAUGCCCACCACCACUACGGCUGCGAUGCCUUUAGUCAGUGCAUGAAGGCGAGCGUCUCGUUUCUCAUCCUCUCCAGCGUCGCAUUGUUUUUUGCCAUUAUGCUGGCGAUCCCGGCAUUCGUUUCGCGAGGCUGCCGCACCGUCUCGGUUGUUUUCUCCGUCAUUACACUUGUAUUCUUAAUGGUUUCCUGGGUGACUGCUGUCGUCGUGCGGUACCGUAGCUCUUGCGGUGGUGCCAUCGAUGGCACCUGGUACCAGCAGUACACAGGUGUGCCCUCCGGUAUCUACAAUGGCCUGACAAGCUUUCCGGGCUACGGUGUGCAGGAGGGGCUCAUCUUGCCUAUUGUCGCGUGGGUCAUCGUGCUUGGUGCCACCGUCCUCAACAUGAGAAUCCCCUGGCCAGAGGAAAAGGUUUAG